This is a messenger RNA of Triticum aestivum (bread wheat), 3215 nucleotides long. RefSeq names its product phosphatidylinositol transfer protein 3. The record is from RefSeq and is a predicted model, not a curated record. The transcript has 8 exons. Lineage: Eukaryota; Viridiplantae; Streptophyta; Magnoliopsida; Poales; Poaceae. Gene Ontology annotation, molecular function: phosphatidylinositol transfer activity. Bases 1776 to 2987 code for a protein of 403 amino acids.
AGUCGCUCGAGAUCGAGUCAGCCAGCGGCCUGCAGCGAUUCCCCACGCCCCCUCCCCAUACCCUCCACCUUAUCUCUUGAUGCCGCCGGAGGGAGCUUCUCCCCGUGCCCUCCAUCUCAUCUCUUACCACCGGCCGGAGGGAGCUCCGUCGCUCUCCUUCAGUACGCCGCUCUUCUUUCCCCAAGACGACGAAAAACACAAAACGGGGACAUACCAUAUGGCAAGGGGCUCCUCCAUCGCUGCUUGGGUUAUCGGUGGUGGUGUUGGCAUUGAAGGAUGGGGCGGCAAUGCCAUUGGAGUCUUGGAAAAGCAGCUCGGGCAGAGGAAGAGGACGCGCCCGGCGUCGGAGGAGGCUGGGCGGGAGACGAUUGUUCUGCUGCAGGUACGUGAACAUGGUGUCUAGGUUGACACGCUAGCCUCCUCUAGCAGCCUCUCUGCCCCGCGCCAGCUCUAGCCCCUCGCUUGCUGCCUCCUGCGACGCUGGUGUUCAGCUCGCAUGCGAGGUGUUCUAGCAAUUGACCAAACCGAGCCAAGCGUGAGCAUGAACGAUGGUCACAUACUUUCCUUCGUCAAGUAGUCCAGUACUGCACCAGAAGCGACGUCGGCCGAAACAGGAGAGGAAGAGGCCACAGAAGGAUUCUUGCGUCCCAAAUGUGAGUUUCAGGUUCACGGUCUGGAUGGUGGAUUCGUUCUUCAGCUCCGGCGAGGUCAUCAUGUGCCGGUACAUCUCACCUUCAAGCACAUGUUGCAGACUCCGACUGUUCUUUCUUUGCUGGAUGUUCGGCCCGCUGAUGCUGCAUGGAAGCAUUCGAAGUGAAAAAUAUCUUCACAUACUUUCCUGUAAGUGCAUCUCCCCGUCUUAAUUUGGGUUGCUCUCACUGUCCCGCUUACCUGUUCUGCUUCGCCCAUCAUUCAGAGUUAGGUUGGUUCAUGAGAUCAGAUAAUGUACUGCCAUUUAUUUUACCCAACUGCUACAUUCAAGAUCGAGGAGUACAAGUGUCUAUUGAUCUGAACACAAAGUGUUACAAUAGAUUAUCUCUGCAAGUGGAUAAGGUGGUCAUAUGUUAGCCUACACUUUUGGACCAAAACAGUUUUACAUGGGCUUCUCCGGAGGAAAAGGAAACCCCACUUGAACUUUUAGCUUCCCGUAUAUGUGAGAUCACUUGCUGAGUUUUCCCACAUCAUAGCUUUUCUUGUGAAUUCAUGGGAUCUUAGAUUUUAAUCAAGUCAUGCAGUUCUGAGUUUUAAUUCAUGUGCAAUAGUCACAAACAGAUCUGUCUUGCAUUCAAAAUAUUGCAGGCUUGAACUUAUUUACAUUUCAGUUAAAUUUUGUUCACCAAUGUCAGCCAAUGUGAGAGCAAAGUUUUCCUCCGAUUAUUCUAAAUUAUCCUUGGACUAUUCUGAAUCUGUAAAUGGAUGUUGAAUUCUUAAUACAUCUAUGCCAUCUAUAGAAAACAAUGGCCUCGCGUGCCACUGUGCAGUGAACACUGAACAAGUCUCGAAUCAAUAUGCAUUUGCGAUUUGUGGUUCUGUCCUGUUUUAGUAGGGUUGUCUUCAAUAAUCUUUUGGUAAUUUUGUAGAUUAGGAAGUUUAAUUCUUUUCCGAUAAUAGUUUAAUAGUAGUCAAGAUAUGCUACUGCAUGUCCAUUUUACUGUAUAUAUCUGUUUUUACACUUCUAUUAUAGGUCUGGGAGUAUUAUGCCGAGCCUCCCCAGCAAGGUUUUCAAUAUUAAGGGGGAAAUCUGAAGGUGUAUAAGGGAAUAGAAAAACAGAAUUAUGAGCUCAGGGAGUGGUGCAAAUAAUGGCCAUGCGAAAGAAGCAGCAUUAUAUGAGCAGCAGCUGUCCAAGAUUGGUGAAGUUAGAGCUGCUCUAGGACAACUAUCUGGAAAAUCUGCACUGUAUUGCUCAGAUGGUUCAAUUGCAAGGUACCUGAUAGCAAGAAACUGGGACGUGAGGAAGGCUACCAAAAUGCUUACAAAAACCUUGAAAUGGCGUUCUGAGUAUAAGCCAGAUGAGAUCCGUUGGGACGAGAUAUCGAGUGAAGCCAUGACUGGAAAAAUUUACCGAAGUGAUUAUUUUGACAAGAGUGGACGGAGUAUUCUUGUCAUGAGACCUGGAUGCCAGAAUACCAAGAAGUCCAAAGGGCAGAUCCGGUAUUUGGUAUACUGUAUGGAGAAUGCAAUUCUAAAUCUUCCAGCUGGACAGGAUCAGAUGGUUUGGCUGAUUGAUUUUGCUGGCUUCAGCUUGCCUAAUGUGUCACUUCUAGUGACAAAGUUGACAGCAGAUGUCCUACAAGGUCAUUAUCCUGAAAGAUUGGGUGUGGCAAUUCUUUAUAAUGCUCCCAAGUUUUUUGAGUCUUUUUGGAAGAUGGCAAGUCCCCUUCUUGAGCCAAAAACGAAAAAUAAGGUCAAAUUUGUGUACUCGGAUAGACCUGAAACUGACAAGAUAAUGGAAGACCUUUUCAACCUGGACGAGUUAGAAUGCGCAUUUGGCGGUAGAAGCCCGGUCACUUUUAACAUAAAUGAUUAUGCUGCAAGGAUGAGAGGAGAUGAUAAAAAGAUGCCAUUAUUCUGGAGCCCCGAGAACUCUUCUCUUGCUGCAGAGCCAUAUCGCAUGAAGAACCACGGGUCUCAACAAUGUGACUCGGGUUUGAAGACUGAAGAGACUCCAUCUGACAUGAUUGGGGAAACAGAAGCUGCAUCUGAAAAGAGUGGAGAAACAGACACUGCAUCGGAGAAGGAAGAUACCGAGGCUGCAUCUGAGGAGAGGGAAGAGACCGAGACUUCAUCUGAGAAGAGGGGAGAAACUGCGACUGAAUCUGUAAAGGAGGAAGAAACUGCGACUGUUUCUGAAAAGAAGGGAGAAACAGAGACUGGGUCUGAAAAGAAAGAAGAAACAGAGACCGAAUCAAGCACUGUAAAAUCGACAAGCUCGCGAGGGGAAGGUAUUGCAUCAGCAGGCAAAAGCGGCAGUUCAUCUGAUCCGUGAAGCUAUCAGCACGAGAAGUACAUUCCAAUCUUGAUAUGAGCUCCCACCACAGUGAAUUCCCACCAACAUAUGAACAUUAAAAGUGAUAACAACCCUUUUAACACACAAGGGGGGAGUGUUGCCUGACUUAUUUUGUAGUCGCCCCCCUUGUGACCUUGUUCGAAGAACCUUUUGGCAACAAAUGAACCAAUCAAACGGUAACAAUGAUAAAAUACUUUGCUACCCUCA